AUGGGUCGAUGGCUAGUGGAUUCCAAUCACAAGGUCGCCGGUUCGAGUCAUACUUGGAUCCUACAGAAAACGUGUUUUACGAUAAAUAAGGAUACCUCCGUCGAAAUUCCGGUCGAAAAUCAAGAUACUACUGGUGAAAUUCCAAUUACUUCCAUAAACAAGUUCGGUAAUUUUCAUCGAAAAUUCCAUUCGGAUAUUGUUAAAUUACCUAAAGAUGAAGUUACUCGAAUAAAUUAUUAUAUGCUUCGGUAA
This is a messenger RNA of Cetraspora pellucida, 252 nucleotides long. Lineage: Eukaryota; Fungi; Glomeromycota; Glomeromycetes; Diversisporales; Gigasporaceae. The record is from the annotation of a GenBank genome assembly.